Molecule: messenger RNA, 1684 nt
Organism: Triticum dicoccoides
Lineage: Eukaryota; Viridiplantae; Streptophyta; Magnoliopsida; Poales; Poaceae
Exons: 1
Source: RefSeq, a predicted model, not a curated record
AAACCUGCUGCUCGAUAUCUUCCUCCGCCUUCCCUCCCUCUCGGACCUCGUCCGCGCCGCCUGCACCUGCCUGCCCUGGCGCAACCUGGUGACCAAUUUCCCCCCUUCCGUCGUCAAUUCAUCGACCUCCACCCGGCGCCCCUCCUCGGCCUCUUCUUCGGCACACCAUUUCCAAAUGUCCCUCACAAUGACUUCCAGUGUAUCCCGGCCUUCGCCCCCGCCCGCCGGAAUGAUCCGGAGCUCGUGGCCGCCAUCUUGAGCGGUGACUUUUUCCUCACCACCCUCCAGGCGCGCGAUGGCCCGGAAGCUUACUGGAUCGUCUACGAUGCCCAUGGCGGUUACCUUCUCCUCAAGAAACUGGGCGAGCUAUUGCUCGCGCUGCUAAACCCCUUGGCACGGUGGUGCGAACGGUUCUUUGAUCUGAGUGACGCCCACAUCUUCGACGACGACGACGACCGCGAAGGCAAUGGUCAAUUCCUUCACGCCGGCCUGAUUUGCGAUGACGAAAACCCCGAGAGCUUUCGCAUCUUCUGUCUUGUUGCCCAUGGAAAGUUCAGGUUGCGGGCUGCGGUCUUCUCCUCAUUCUUGGGAAUAGGCGGCGAUUGGUUCCUCUCCCCAUGGUUGGAUGUCCCGCACGCCGACCCGGAAGGCGGCCAAGGUGAUCUUUUGCCUGAGAGCGGCAUGCGAGUGGGUAAUUUCAUCUACUAGCCAUAUCGGAAUCGUGCGUAUGUGGUUGUCUUGGACCCCGACCCAAACAACCCACGAUUGUUUGUUGAGAUGAUCCCACCUCUCCUGAAUCUGGAUGGUUUUCCCAGCUCGAUCCUUGGCCAAAUUAACGGCGUUAACAUGUGCAUUGCUUAUUCAAAAGGAUUCAACAUCGGUUUCAUGCUGCGUCAAGAAGAUGGCCUUGAUGCUGGGGCAUGGGUUACCAUCAGGGUAUUCAACCUGACUGAUGAAGUUCGACGGAAGCUUGGGUACUUAACCAAUGGGCUGGAAAUUGUGGCAAUGCAGGGUAGCAUAGUGUACUUCACAACAUCACAGAUGUUCCAUCCGCUCGAGUACACUUGUUGGUUCGCUUGUCUGUGCUUGGAGAGUCGCAGCCUGGAGUGGUUGUUUCUGUGGACGUAUUAUGGUCUCUUCCAACCAUACCACCAUUCAUCAUGGAGUAUUUUUCUGUUACGAGAGAAUGAAAGAUUUUAUCCCUUCAUAUGAGGAAUGAUGACAACCAGAGAAGGAUAUUCUGUGAAAAGCAUUGCUUUGUUCUCCUACUGAAUCAAAACAUCCAGCUACCAUCCAGAACUGAUCUCUUCUUUGGACCUGCAUUAUGCCGAAGGUCCUGACGAAGUUCCUUGAUAUUCAGGAUUCAAUGACAAGUCAAUCCUGUAUUUUGAUCUUUUAUGGUAAUUCUUGUUGUCUUCUGUUACCAAACUUACCAUUUAUAUUCGUGGUGAAUUACUUCAUCUGUUCCUUUACAUUUAGGAUUCUGUGACAAGUCCAUCCAGUAUUUUGAUGGUUUAUGGUAAUUGUGUUGUCUUCUGGUACCAAACUUACCAUUUACAUUGUGGGUGAAUUACUUAUCUGUUACUUGGGUUCGCUACUGUCUCUUCUCGGUGUUGGGGCAAGGCAUCAGGACAUUGGAGCCUCUUUUUGUUCUGUCUGCAAGAUCAGUAUUCUCAACAAGUUG